Coprinopsis cinerea okayama7#130 is the source of this 795-nucleotide messenger RNA. RefSeq lists its product as hypothetical. The record is from RefSeq and is a predicted model, not a curated record. Bases 1 to 795 code for a protein of 264 amino acids. Lineage: Eukaryota; Fungi; Basidiomycota; Agaricomycetes; Agaricales; Psathyrellaceae. The transcript has a single exon.
AUGCUCCUCCCACCCUUCAUCCUCUUAUCCCUCUUCACUCUUCCCCUUCCAACUUCAGCACAAUCACCCUGCAACUACGCCUUCCUCCAAAACAUAACCGCUUCCUACAUCUCCGCACAAACCUCCGGCCAGCCCUCCCAGCUCUCCUCAAGCGCAACCUACACCGAAAACUUCAGACCCUCCACUCUCGCCUCCGGCAUCCUCUCCCAGCCGCUCAAAAUCGACCACUCACGCAGCCUGCACGACACAACCCAAUGCGCGACAUACACCGAGAUCGUCGUCACAGACCCCAGGCACCCCUACGUCAUCGGGACCCAAAUCCGCCUCUCCACCACCACCAACGGAGACUCGCCAGUGGUAAACCAAAUCGACACCAUCGUCACAGACCAAGGCGACUGGCUCUUCAACGCUACCGGAACCUACUACUACGCCUCGCGCGAGGACUGGUUCACCAUCCCCGUCGAGCAGCGCGACACGCGCGAAGCGAUCCAAGCGGGCGGGGACGCGUACCUUGACCUCUUCAACGACCCCACCGUGCAAGUCCCCUGGGGCCAGCCCUGCGCCCGCCUCGAAGGCGGCAUCUACACCGGCCGCGGGCUCCCCACCGACUCGUGCAACGUCGGCGUGCCUAGUGGCGUGCGCUUGGUUAAUCGCCGGUACGUGAUUGACGAGACUGUGGGUGCCGUUGAUAUUUUUUUGGACUUUGGAGGCGAGGGUGGGUUGCCGGAUAGUCAUGAGUUUAGGUUGGAGAAGGGAAAGUUGAGGUUUGUGCAUACUAUGACUGUUAUGCCUUGA